Molecule: messenger RNA, 2147 nt
Organism: Amoebophrya sp. A25
Lineage: Eukaryota; Dinophyceae; Syndiniales; Amoebophryaceae
Source: the annotation of a GenBank genome assembly
GACGAAGUUUAGGGUACGAGUGGUGGCACGCAAAUUGAGCUUGUCUUUUCAUAGUCUCUUCCAAGUACUUAGGAGUAGGUGUAGGCUUCAUGAUUUUAAUAAUUUCUUAGACGACUUGGAUUAAUGUAAGAUGCAUGGUAAGCAAGAGCAAGAAAGGCUAGGAGGAGGAGAGAAUUUUAAUGCAUAUGGUCCUUCAAACUUUGACUCUCAGUAUCAUCAAUAUGUCUUGCAGCACCAGAAACUACAGCAGAUCAACGGGAGCAGUCAUGCCAGACAAUUCUUUCCUAUACCAGACUCGAAGCAGCUGAUGCAACGGUUGAACCCAUUUUGGUCGUCAUGUUGUUCUCGUAGCAAAACUGGCGAUCCAGGAGGUGGAGGAGGUCUACUGCGAUCCUCGUCAUGCUGUGCAACGAUAAAACAGUGCUGGAAAAGUGGAGCAUGCCAGGACUUUGUCCAGUGUUGGGUCAAAGGAUGUUGUCGAUUGUGCGACUGCUGCUUGCGAGUCGCAGGGGUGCUGCUCGUUACCCUAGCAUUAAGUGUUUCCGAAUUACAUCCCUCAGCACUACCAUCCUUGGCUCCUUUUCAAGGGGGAAAUAGGUCCAGGAUGUUCUGAAGAAUGCAAUUCGGCAACCUCUAAUAGCACUCCUGAUCCAGACACUCGCUUCCUACGUUUUCCUCCACUACGCGGUCCCAGAGAUGCACGGCUUCUGCUUUGUGCACCACGCAGAUCACGAGCACGAGGAGGACGAAGUAGAGGAGAAGCUUCAGCAAUGGUUGGUCGGAGCGUUCUUCCUUUUCGUGCUGGGUAAUGCAGUGUGGAACCACAUGGCGGCAGUUUGCCUAAGUCCGGGUCAUCCUCCUGCUCAUUCAACACAGAUGAGAACUGAGGAACUCACGGAGAUUUUAGGUAACAACUACAACAACUAUGUUCACCGAGUUGGUGGAGAGCAGUGUUCUUGGAAGACACCAGGAGGAGGACGAGGGGGUGUAGAAGAAGGCCAACAUUGGUGGACCAGUGCGGGUUCCUCGGGUACUAACAGUAACAGGGAUAUUAACGCUUACCCUUACAACAAUCACCAGGGAGAUAGUAGGGAUGUUGUAUGCACUCCGGCAACGACCUCAGCUUAUAGUUCUAGCCAACAACAGUUUCAGUUCUAUGAAGAUCCGCCUCAGGUGAAUGAGAGGACCACUUCUACUCCUGGGAUGAACAAUGAAACAACAAGUAGUUGUAGCCCAGCAACCUCUACUUCUCCCGACCACAAUUAUUAUAGCGACACUAGCAUGUUUUUCCCAAGGAUUUGUCGUAGGUGCGACCGCUGGAAACCGGAACGUGCUCAUCAUUGCUCCGUUUGCGGCCAGUGUGUCCUGAAAAUGGACCACCAUUGUCCAUGGAUCAACAACUGCGUAGGCUUCGGCAAUUAUCGACAUUUUUGUUGUUUCCUCUUCUGGCUGUACAUCGAGACUUGGGUCAUUCUCAUUAGCUGCUACGCACAAUUCGCCGAGGUCAUGAUCUACUACCGCAGUCGGCACGACACCUUUGAAGCAAGGCAAUUUGUCUGCUUCUUGUACGUGAUAGCAGCUGCGGUUUCCUUGGCGAUUCUGGUUCUAGGGAGUUUUCAUCUCUACCUAGUUUUGACGAAUCAGACUACAAUAGAAUGGCAAAUGGCUUUUGGCGGCUUAGACGACGAUGAAGAAGAGCCAAAUCCCUAUCAUUUGGGGACAAAAUGUUUGAAUUUCAAGCAGGUCUUCGGCGAUCGAGGUGUGGUACUAGGACUUCUUCCUUGGCUUGCUGAGGGGAGUUUCAAGCCGAAAGGGAGGAAAGUAAGCGAAGGACUCUCAUUUCCAAGAACUACGAGGUUUUGUGUGUGAAGAGUAUGUUCAUGCAUUUACAUUGUCAUCGAUAGACACGACUGGUACUGGAACUUCUCCAAAUAAAUAUAACUUAAUCAACGCUAAUGAACCGAGAAGAUCAAUGAACAGGAACUAUUAACGCGACUGUUGGGCUACGACUUUGCUACACAAUUAGGACUUAAGUUUAGAGACUCUCUUUGUCAUGCUUGAUCACUGAUAGAAUAAACUGCAAAUUGAAGAUGUCAUUAUCACAGCUGUUGUUCUAAUCAAUCUCACUACAGUUAAGGGUAGGCUAA